CUACAGCUACACACCAUCAUGGAUGCCGCUUCAGAAUCCUCUAUCAUCUUCUUCCACACUGGAAUCGCUAUAAAAUAGGUGAGGAUCCAGAGCUCCAUGUGAGCUCCAUGGAUGUAGAAGAACAGUGAGUAAAGAGCACAAGAAUUGUUUCAAGAAAGCCUGGAGAAGAGAGAGAUGGCGAUGCGCCUGGCCGUGGUCGCCCUCGCCUUGUGCUGCUGCCUCAUCCACGCAUCAAGCGCUGCUGCUGAUACUUCGUUUUCUCCAGGAUUGAAGGUCAAGCAGGAUACCAGAGCAGCUCCGCCUUCGUGCGGCGCAGACGAUCAGGCCGUCCUGGCGGUAGAGGCGUCGGCAGCCGGCGACGGCGGCGCCGGCGGGAGGAUGGAUCUGGAGCUGGAGGACUACCCGGGCUCCGGCGCCAACGCCCGGCACUCGCCGUGGGGCCAGGAGCGGAGGAACUGAUGAGCUCUCCUCCUGCAUUCGCGUGCAGAGAGGAAUGGAGCAGAGGCCAGAGAGCGCACCUUCUUCAGACUUGAGAGUUUUGGAGUUUAUACUACUGUAAUACACGACUACCGUAUCUGUACCGUAACCCCUUCACACGUUAGUCCGUAUAUGUACACGCUGUCAGUUAUACAUACAUAAGGGUUUGGAAUGAGUGUGACAAACCAACGAGGGAGGCCAACCAGAAGUCGUUAUUUCAUAUAGAAUUUAUUUCUUUUUGAUACAAGGAUUUACGGUUCUCCUAUAUAUUUGGAGUAUAUUUUUGGAGCGGA
Molecule: messenger RNA, 770 nt
Organism: Setaria italica (foxtail millet)
Lineage: Eukaryota; Viridiplantae; Streptophyta; Magnoliopsida; Poales; Poaceae
Exons: 3
Coding region: 175-459 (94 amino acids)
Source: RefSeq, a predicted model, not a curated record